AUGGAACGCCACAGUCGAUCCAUAUCGGCGCAGAGCGACUGGAUCUGGUUCAAGUCCCUCCGAAUCGAAGUUACUUGGUCAUCGGAAGACCCCGCGACGACGGCGGUCGACGAUGACAGCGAGGAGGAUGAUGACGACGUGAAAUCGAGGCGCUCGAGCCUCUCCAAAGCAUCUCUGACCGCGAGAGAGAGCCGCUUUGAGCUGGCGUACAACUCCGAUAGACCGCCGCUGCCGGCUGCCGCCGCCAUCGCCGUUAUCUUGGAAGUGUUGCUUUCCUUUGCGGAGAGUAGCAUGAAUAUUGAUUCUCCUCUACGUGUGGACCGUUUCAGUCUAGAUCAUUAA
This is a messenger RNA of Striga asiatica, 342 nucleotides long. NCBI's taxonomy places the organism in Eukaryota, Viridiplantae, Streptophyta, Magnoliopsida, Lamiales, Orobanchaceae. The record is from the annotation of a GenBank genome assembly.